Messenger RNA from Myotis myotis, 2139 nucleotides. RefSeq names its product inhibitor of nuclear factor kappa B kinase regulatory subunit gamma (gene IKBKG). The transcript is spliced from 10 exons. Bases 462 to 1670 code for a protein of 402 amino acids. The record is from RefSeq and is a predicted model, not a curated record. Gene Ontology annotation, biological process: positive regulation of canonical NF-kappaB signal transduction. Gene Ontology annotation, molecular function: K63-linked polyubiquitin modification-dependent protein binding. Lineage: Eukaryota; Metazoa; Chordata; Mammalia; Chiroptera; Vespertilionidae. Gene Ontology annotation, cellular component: nucleus; IkappaB kinase complex; cytoplasm.
GUGGGGAUUUCAGCGGCCGGAGAGGGGAAGAGCUACCGCGGAAUGGGGACUUGCUUGGAGUGACGGGCUCGAGGGGCGCUCGCGACCCGCUGCUCCCGCCCUUCUCACGUCGGAUCGAUUCUGCUGACAGGUGUGGCCCUCUUCCCCGAAGACAGGAAGACAGGGUACCAUCGGUGGGCGUUCCGCCGCCUCCUAGAUUCCCCCGGACGUCCAGGCUUCCUACUCCUGUUGGGCCCCGGUCCGUUUCUGCCGCCCGCUCCUAGGGCACUGGCCCAGGCGGGGCCGAUGCUGGACCCAGAUUACUUUGGCGGCGAGCUUGACUGUUCCGCUUGUCCCUCCUCCGCGGCCGCGGAGUUUGACCACGCCCCUAGUUCGUGGAUGACUCUUCUAGUUCGGAGACAUUUUCUGUUCAUCAAACUUGACUGCAUUUGAGGCCCCCCGGGAAGAGUCUGCUGUGUGAGAUGGUGCAGCCCAGCGGUGGCCCGGCUGGGGACCAGGACAUGAUGGGUGAAGAGUCUUCUCUGGGGAAGCCGGCCAUGCUCCACCUGCCUUCGGAGCAGGGUGCUCCUGAGACCUUCCAGCGCUGCCUGGAGGAGAAUCAAGAGCUCCGAGAUGCCAUCCGGCAGAGCAACCAGAUGCUGCGGGAGUGCUGCGAGGAGCUGCAGCGUUUCCAGGGCAGCCAGAGGGAGGAGAAGGAGUUCCUCAUGCAGAAGUUCCAGGAGGCCAGGAAACUGGUGGAGAGACUGAACCUGGAGAAGCUGGACCUGAAGAGGCAGAGGGAGCAGGCCCUACAGGAGGUGGAGCACCUGAAGAGAUGCCAGCAGCAGAUGGCUGAGGACAAGGCCUCGGUGAAAGCCCAGGUGACGUCCUUGCUGGGGGAGCUCCAGGAGAGCCAGAGUCGCUUGGAGGCUGCCACCAAGGAUCGGCAGGCUUUGGAAGCCAGGGCCCGGGCAGCCAGUGAGCAGGCCCGGCAGCUGGAGAGCGAGCGGGAGGCACUGCAGCAGCAGCACAGCGUGCAGGUGGACCAGUUGCGCAUGCAGAACCAGAGCAUGGAGGCUGCUCUGCGCAAGGAGCGCCAGGUUGCCUCGGAGGAGAAGCGGAAGCUGGCGCAGCUCCAGGCAGCCUAUCACCAGCUCUUCCAAGAUUAUGACAACCGCAUGAAGAGCAGCCUAGCGAGCAAUGAGCGAAACCGAGGAAUGCAGCUGGAAGAUCUCAAGCAGCAGCUCCAGCAGGCCGAGGAGGCCCUGGUGGCUAAGCAGGAAUUGAUCGAUAAGCUGAAGGAAGAGGCCGAGCAGCACAAGAUUGUGAUGGAGACCGUUCCGGUGCUCAAGGCCCAGGCGGAUAUCUACGAGGCUGAUUUCCAGGCUGAGCGGCAGGCCCGGGAGAAGCUGGCCGAGAAGAAGGAGCUGCUGCAGGAGCAGCUGGAGCAGCUGCAGCGGGAGUUCAGCAGGUUGAAGGCCAGCUGCCAGGAGUCGGCCAGGAUUGAAGAUAUGAGGAAGCGGCAUGUAGAGGUCUCCCAGCCCCCUGCCCAAGCUCACCAGUCCUUUCACCCCGCGUUCAUCCAGAGAAGCCCCCCCGAGGAGCCACCUGACUUCUGUUGCCCCAAGUGCCAGUAUCAGGCUCCUGACAUGGACACCCUGCAGAUCCACGUCAUGGAGUGCAUUCAGUAGAGCCGCCUGCCGGCGACCAGCCCAGGACAGUGCAAUCUCCGCUUCCCUCUCCCGCCUGCCUCGUUCCAGGCGAGGUGACAAAGAGCAGGCUGCUGCUUUGAGCGCCACGAGCUAGCUGCAGGGACUUCCGCUUCAGCUUCCCCGGCUGCUGGUUUGCCUCUUUUAGGGCCCACGGUAUCCCAGCCAGUCCUGAUGCUCUGCUCUUUUUGUCCGUUCUGUCUGCUUGAACCACUUGCCUCUUGGGCUCCCUAUUCCACCUCCAUUGGGGAAGUCAGGAAUCAAGGUCAAGGCUCUCAGAGAGGACUGCUUCCCAGCCUGAGAUGGGAGGGAGCUCUUCCUUCUGGCCCAGCUCCUGCGCAUGCACUGCGGGCACAGUCCUGGGCUGUGUGCUCUUCCGCUGGGAGGCUGCACCACGGCAUUUGCCUUGUUGCCAGUCUUUUUAUUGUCAUAAAUAAUGCCACAGUGAAAA